Bufo bufo (common toad) is the source of this 1928-nucleotide messenger RNA. It is a transcript of the gene EMC4, whose product is annotated as ER membrane protein complex subunit 4. The record is from RefSeq and is a predicted model, not a curated record. Gene Ontology annotation, biological process: protein folding in endoplasmic reticulum. The coding region runs from base 801 to 1388 and encodes 195 amino acids. NCBI's taxonomy places the organism in Eukaryota, Metazoa, Chordata, Amphibia, Anura, Bufonidae. Gene Ontology annotation, cellular component: EMC complex. The transcript is spliced from 6 exons.
CAUGCAUUAUGCCGGAGGAGGGCAGUGUUCACACUUGCAUUGUGGUUGUAUACUGACGCAUGGCUUGAUCUGUCAUAUGAGCAAUGCUAACCAUGAAGUAUGGUAUGCUGUCUCUAUUCUUCCCAUCCAAUCAGAUAGGUCCUGCAAAGAAGAAACGCAUGUGUAUGAACUGAGCCUUGGAGGAAGCCUGAUCACACCAUGUGUCCUCAUCCAUAGCUCGGAUACAUUGCUUCUGCUUCCAGCUCGCCUUCCAAAUGGCAGAUAGACAGGAUUCCAGAUAUAUAACCAUUGCUGACAUCCGGUGAAGCCAAGUGAUGUAAUGGUCAGCGAGGAGUUGUGGACACCCCCUUGUAACCAAAUCCCCAUUCUUUCGAUCUCCCUUUAGUGGACAAUCGCAGGAUCUACAUUAAUAAAAGCUCUGAUUAAAAAAAUCUACCAGCCAAGACACUGGAGCACUGAUCACCGUUACACUGUCGGGAGAAGCGUAACAAGCAGCCUCUGCUCAGACGUAUAGAGAUCGCUGCCUAGAGGGGUCUAUUAUCCUGUAGAUAGGGGAUAAGUGUCUCAUUGGUGGUGGUCUGACCACUGGAUCCCCCGCCAGUCGCUACAACCGGGGACUUGGUACAGCUGACACAAUACUUACUGUAUCUCCAUUGAACUCUAUGGGACUGCUGAAUGAGGCACGCUCCAUUCUAGUGAUCGGUGGGGGACCCAGAGGUCAGACCAUCACCAGACACUUAUCCCUUAUCCUGUGGAUAGAGGAAAAGUUAUUGUAAUGGGACAAUCCUUUAAAUAUAGCCAUGGUGCAGAAUAACAGCUUUGUGCUCUCUCAUCAGGUCACUGCAAUGGCAGCUCCAUCAAAUUUGGUUGCAAAGAGUGGACGGCGCUUCAAAUGGGCCAUUGAGUUCAGCACUGGCGGAACCAGGGGCCGGGGUGAGAGGAGCGCUCUGCAGGACAGUAUGUACCCAGUAGGAUAUUCUGACAAACAAGUCCCAGACACCAGUGUGCAAGAGUCUGACAGCGACCUUGUGGUGAAGCGCUGCUGGGACAUCGUUAUGGGACCAAUCAAGCAGCUCCCCAUGAACCUCUUCAUAAUGUAUAUGGCUGGGAACACAAUUUCCAUCUUCCCUAUUAUGAUGGUGUGUAUGAUGGCGUGGCGACCCAUACAAGCGCUGCUUGCUAUACCUGCCACCUUCAAGCUCCUGGAGAGCUCUGGUCAGCGGUACUUCCAAGGCUUUGUGUAUCUCAUUGGAAACCUUCUGGGACUUGCAUUGGCUGUUUAUAAGUGUCAGUCCAUGGGACUUCUACCCACGCAUGCUUCUGAUUGGCUGGCUUUCAUUGAACCGCCUGAGAGGAUGGAGCACAGUGGAGGAGGCCUUUUACUAUGAUGGUGUUUGUAUAGCAACAUAUGCAGUGCAGAAGUUGGCCUCUACAUUUUGGACUCGCUUCAUAGUUCCUGUUCUGUACCCUUCUAAUAAAUUAUUGCACACAAUGUAUCGUAUGGAUUCUGUUGACAACGCUAUAAUAAAAAUCACAGCCAGCUUUAUAGAAAAGGUUUUAUUCCAGCUUUUGGAACAUCCUAUAACAAUGAACGAAAUGGCAAACAAUGGUAAGUGUUGUAGAGGGAGCCCUAGCAUACCACUGACAAGCGCUUCCUCCCACAAGAGAAUGUCCACACCUCAUUAACGUUAUUACAGAAACAACUAACACACGGAAUGGCGUCUACCAAUAAAUUAAAACUGGGCGAAUUGUUCUAUCCCACUAGACAUAAAAAUGUGCAAUACAAAUGAAAAUACAAAACUUUUUCUUAGUUCAUUCUUCUGAUUUUAAAAGAAGGUAACGUUCUAAAACUCCCUUUAGAAUGACAUUCCCACAGUCCGAGGAAAUGAGAGAGUGAUCCACAAUUUGGAAAGGAGCCUCCAGAAAAC